Sardina pilchardus (European sardine) is the source of this 10323-nucleotide messenger RNA. RefSeq names its product piezo-type mechanosensitive ion channel component 2. The transcript is spliced from 53 exons. The record is from RefSeq and is a predicted model, not a curated record. Gene Ontology annotation, molecular function: mechanosensitive monoatomic ion channel activity. NCBI's taxonomy places the organism in Eukaryota, Metazoa, Chordata, Actinopteri, Clupeiformes, Clupeidae. Bases 1 to 8793 code for a protein of 2930 amino acids. Gene Ontology annotation, cellular component: membrane.
AUGAAGAAGUGUGACAUUUAUGGCUCACACAAAAAGCCUUUCCUGGCAUGCCUGUUCAGGUACAAUGGGCUGUCCUUCGUCUACCUCAUCUACCUCCUCCUCAUUCCCCUCUUUGCGGAGCCCACCAGAGCCACCAUGCAGGGUCACACGGGGCGCCUGCUGAAGUCGCUGUGCUUCAUCAGCAUCUCCUUCCUCAUCGUCCACAUCAUCUACCAGAUCACCAUCCACAGCCUGCUGGCAUCGGAGGCCAUCGACGCCCAGUUCAACUGUUCCUCUUGGGAGAAGUCCAUGAGACAGAUAGGCUUUGAGAGCGUGAUCGGCGCAGACGGGGGCAAUGGCAUCCGAGUGUUCAUCCCGGACAUUGGCAUGUUCAUGGCGGGGCUGGGCACCUGGAUGCUGUGCCAGCGGAGUCUGAUGCAGAAGAGACCGGCUGAAGGGAUGGCCCAGGACAACACCGAGUUUGAGCCCGAGGAGAUGGAUGAUGAGAAAGAUGCCGAGAAAGUGGACCUGGAUGACAACAUCCUGUUUGACGAGGACUUUGAUGCCGAAGACGAGGCUGAGGACGAGGAAGACAUGCUGUUUGAAGAGGAGGAUGACGAAGAAGAGGAAGAGGAGGUGGAGGAGAGCACCAAGAUGAAGAUCUUGCGUCACGUCGCUGGCGUGGCGUCCAAAGUCAAAGAGAUCAUCGGCAACCUGAUCACCACUGCGGGGAAGGUGGUGGUCACCAUCCUAUUGGGUCUCACAGGCAUCAUGCUCCCGUCGGUGACAUCCCUGACGUACUUCCUGGUGUUCCUGGGCCUGUGCACGUGGUGGUCACUGUGCCGGACCUUCGACACGCUGCUGUUCAGCUGCCUGUGCGUGCUCAUGGCCAUCUUCAGCGCCGGACACAUCGUGGUGCUCUACCUCUACCAGUUCCAGUUCAUCCAGGAGAGCUUCUCACACAACGACACUGUCGUCAGUGUGUUCGGCAUCUCUCCUGUCAUCCAGACUGACUGCUCCUCCACCUGGAGGUUCGUGGUGAACCCCACGCUGGAGUGGCACCACUUCGUCAACCCCAUCAUGCUCCUGGUGCUGUACUACACGCUGGCCACACUCAUCCGCCUGUGGCUGCAGGAGCCCCUGGAGGAUGAGGACGAGGAAGAGCUGGAGGAGAACGAGGAGGAUGUCGCCGUGGGCAACAGCAGUGGCCACACUGCGGAGCACAAGAGGCAACAGUGGUGGAAGGCGCACCAGCGCACAGAUGAGAGAAACCUACUCUCCACCACACAGGAUGGCUACAGCACCUCUGAGGCAAUUGUCGUCUCUUCAAACGGGACGUCUUUUGACUACGUCUCCACCCGAAACACUGAAAACGGGCCUGUCGGAAUGGACGUCUACUCCACCCCUCAGUACAAAGUGGACCAAACCAACUUGAUAUCAGAGAAAAAAGACAGUGGCGUAUACGAAGUGACAGACAUCCCAGAGGAGGAGAAGCAGAAGGAUGAGGAGGAUGGGGAGGAGGGGGAUGAGGGGGAAGGAGAGGAGGAGGAGGAGGAGGAGAAAGGGCCGAGCGCUGUGGUGAAGGUGUUCCGGUUCGUCAUGAAGCAGAGCUACAUCUGCGCCCUCAUCGCCAUGAUGGCGUGGAGCAUCACGUACGUGAGCUGGCUGACGUUCGUCCUGCUGCUGUGGUCCUGCAUGCUGUGGAUGGUGCGCGACCGCCGCCGCUACGCCAUGCUCAGCUCCCCCUUCAUGGUCGCCUACGGCAACCUCAUCCUGCUGCUGCAGUACAUCUGGAGCAUCGAGCGGGUGCCGGGCGUGCCAGGCCUCUUCCUCAAGUCGCCCGUCCCCUUCUCCGACCUGGGCUCCAAGAUCCUGUGCCUGCUGAGCUUCUGGCUGCUGCUGCAUCAGACGCUGACGGAGCGGCAGGACAAGCUCAACGAGGAGGCCGAGGCGGCGGCAGAGGCGGAGACGGAGACGGACCUGUCUGACGUGAAAGUGGACGUUCCGAAAAAGGGUGAGACCGACGCUGAAGUGGACGAGAAUGACCUCAUGCAGGUGCUGGGCAACAUGGUCAUGGCCCUGCUGGUCAAGUACUGGAUCUACAUCUGCGGCGGCAUGUUCUUCUUCGUCAGCUUCCAGGGCGGCAACGCCAUGUACAAGAUCAUCUACAUGAUGAUGUUCCUCUUCUGCGUGGCCCUCUACCAGGUUCACUACGAGUGGUGGAGGAGGAUCCUGAAGUAUUUCUGGAUGUCCGUGGUGGUGUACACCAUGCUGGUGCUCAUUCUAGUCUACACCUUCCAGUUUGAGAACUCGCCCAGAAUCUGGCACAACAUGACCGGCUGGGAGAAGGAGAAACUGAAGGAUCUCGGUCUGGAGCAGUUUGUGACGACGGAGCUGUUUGCGCGCAUCUUCAUCCCCGCGUCCUUCCUGCUGGUCACCAUCCUGCACCUGCACUACUUCCACGAGCGCUUCUUGCAGCUCACCGACCUCAAGGCCGUCGUCACCAAACAGGACAGCAGCAUCUACAGGCUGGCGCACCCCGAGGGCAGCUUGGCGGACAUCACCAUGCUGAGCUCGUCGUCCCCCGACCCGCUGCUGAAGGAGCAGAGCGGCAGCUCGGAGCGGGAGCCGGAGCGGGAGGACGAGAAGCUGGUGCUGGUGGUGGGGCUGGAGAGGCCCAAGUCCAGGCAGCCGUCCAUGAUGCUGUCCAGCCAGGACGAGAGCGUCCGGAGCGUGCCCAGCGUCCGCAGCGUCCCGAGCGCUGCCUCAGAGCCAGAGCCCCCCUCUGACCAGAGCUCAGACCUGAAGAACAAGUGGCAUUUGGUGGUGGACCGGCUGACUGUCCUCUUCCUGAAGUUUCUGGAAUAUUUCCACAAGCUCCAGCUCUUCAUUUGGUGGCUCCUGGAGAUCCACAUCAUCAAGAUCGUCUCCUCCUGCAUCAUACUGGUGUCAGUCAAAGAGGUGUCCUUGUUUAACUAUGUGUUCCUGGUGUCGUGGGCGUUCGCCAUGCCCUACAGUCAGUUCCGCCCCCUCGCCUCCAGCGUCUGCACCGUCUGGACCUGCGUCAUCAUCAUCUGCAAGAUGUUGUACCAACUGAAGUCCUUUGAGCCAAGCACAUACUCCAGUAACUGUUCCUUGGCUGAAGGCUAUCAACCGAAGCAGGUGGUUGAGCUGAAAGAGUCCCUACUGUAUAAAGACCUUGUUGAUCCCUCCAACUGGGUGGGUCUGAAGAAGUUCGAUCAGUUGCUGGAGAAUCUCAGGAACAACUUAUUGAUGCUGGCCAUCCUUGCCUUUGAGGUGACCAUCUACCGACACCAGGAGUACUACCGCCUGCAUAACAACCUCAGCCCACCCCCGUCCAGAACUAUCUUCCAUGACAUCACACGGCAGCACCUUGACAUGGGCAUUGUCAACUGUGUCAAAUACUUCAUCAACUACUCCUUCUACAAGUUUGGGCUUGAGGUGUGCUUCCUGCUUGUGGUCAAUGUGAUUGGACAGAGGAUGGACCUCUAUGCCGUGUUCCAUGCUUUUGGCCUGAUAGCAGUCAUGUACCGGCGGCGGAGGAAAGCCAUCGCCGAGAUCUGGCCCAAAUACUGCUGCUUCCUGGCCUGCCUGCUCACCCUGCAGUACUUUAUGUGCAUCGGAAUACCACCAGCAGCCUGCAAAGAGUACCCCUGGAGGUUUCCAAGCUCUACCACAGACUCAAAUGUGAUCAAAUGGCUCUUUCUACCUGACUUUCACACUAAACCCAAUCCCACGUUUCUCGCCUAUGACUUCAUGCUGCUGUUGUGCGCAUCGAUGCAGAGGCAGGUGUUUGACGAUGAGAACAAGGCGGCCGUGCGUCUCAUGGCCGGAGACAACGUGGAGAUCUGCCGAGACCUGGACGCUGCCUCCUUCAGUGUCUACAACCCAGUGCCAGACUUCAUCCACUGCAGGUCAUACCUGGACAUGUUGAAGGUGAUCAUGUUCAGCUACCUGUUCUGGUUCGUGCUCACCAUCAUCUUCAUCACGGGCACCACGCGUAUCAGCAUCUUCUGCAUGGGCUACCUGGUGGCCUGCUUCUACUUCCUGCUCUUUGGCGGAGACCUGCUGCUCAAGCCCAUCAAGAAGAUCCUCCACUACUGGGACUUCCUCAUCGCCUACAACAUCUUUGUCAUCACCAUGAAGAACAUACUGUCUAUCCUUGCCUGUGGCUACAUCAAAGACCUGAUGGUGAAACAGUGCUGGCUGAUCCAGUUGUUCAGUCUCGCCUGCACCAUUAAAGACUACAAAGUCUACGAUGAAAUCAAAGAGACACAGUGUGAGUUGCCUAGCGACGAGGCAGGUAUCAUCUGGGACAGUAUCUGUUUCGCCUUCCUGCUGCUCCAGCGGCGCGUCUUCAUGAGCUACUACUUCCUGCAUGUGGUAGCUGACAUCAGGGCCGCACAGAUCCUCGCCUCCAGAGGGGCCGAGCUGUUCCAGGCCACCAUCGUGAAGGCAGUCAAGGCUCGGCUGGAGGAGGAGAACAAGUCGAUGGAGCAGCUGAAGAGACAGAUGGACCGGAUUAAGACCCGGCAGCAGAAGUUCAAGAAGGGCAAGGAGAAGAUCCUCUCCAUGACCCAGGAGUCCGGUGAUGGCCAGAACCUCAUCCCACCUGAGGAAGAGGAUGAUGAUGAUGGAGCAGAGAAAAAGACGGCCAAAAAAAAGCAGUGGUGGAGGCCUUGGGUUGACCAUGCUUCCAUGGUUAGAAGUGGAGACUAUUACUUAUUUGAAACUGACAGCGAGGAAGAGGAGGAAGAGGAGGAGAAAAAAGAGGACGAACCUCCCAGAAAGUCAGCCUUCCAGUUUGUUUACCACACCUGGAUCACUGACUCCAAAACCGCCCUGAAGGAGAGGAGCAAAGAGAAGCGACGAUUCUGGAAGAAAUAUGCGAGAGGAAGACACAAGAAGAGCAAGAAAGAGGGUCAUGUGACCAUCGAGGUGGGAGACUCGGAGCAGUCGGAGAACGAGGAGGAUGGGAAGAAGUCUCCAGACAACAUCAUCAAGCGUGUCUUCAACAUCAUCAAGUUCACGUGGGUUCUCCUGCUGACUACCAUCGACAGUCUGACCAUGUGGAUGAACUCCAUGUGCAGAGAGUACAUCGACAUCUCCACCGUGCUCCGCAUUGAGCGCUGCAUGCUCACCAGGGAGGUCAAAAAGGGCAACGUCCCGUCGCGGGAGAGCAUCCAGGUGUACUACCAGAAGCAGAUGUGCUUGGCCAUGUCCCGCGAGUCCGGUCUGGACCGCAUCAGCGAGGAGGACUCCAUGUCCGGCUCCCACCGGGUCAGACGGAGGCGGGCCGCCUACAGGGUGGACAGCCAGGACUCCAGAGACUCCAUGGCGUCGCGAGACAGCAUGUCCAGUGCCUACACUGAGGCCACCAUGCUCUUUUCCCGUCAAUCCACUCUGGAUGACCUGGACGGAAUGCCAGAGAACAUUCCAAAAACCAGUGAGCGUGCCCGGCCAAAGCUGCGCAAAAUGUACGGCCUGGACAUGUCCAACUCCUCAGCGGACAGCGGCAGCAGCAUUAUAUCCAGUGAGCCCACUCAGUGUGUGACCCUGUUCUCACGGCAAGGCACCAACGACACCAUUGAUGAGGUGGAGGGUGAGCAGGACCAGGCUGAGGAGGAGGAGCAGGAGGUGCAGCAGCAGGAGCCAUGGCAGGAGCCGGAGCAGGAGCAGGCUGGACCUGUGGAGCGGGUGGAGCCAGCGGAGCAGCCAGAGGAGGAGCUGGAGGGAGACGCCAGCAGUCUCUGGCCUGCAGGAGGCGAUGUGGAGUUGGACGUUGAGAGGGAAGAGGGGGAGGAGGAGGACAACCAUGAAGAAGCGAGAGAGCACAUACGCGACGAGGGCGAGUCCUCCGGGCUCGAGUACCUGCACGCGGACGGGCGAGAGGGCCAGCUGUUCACGCCGGACACGGACGCCCCCAACACCUCGGACGCCGACGUGCCGCCCAGCUACAGCAAGGCGGUCAGCUUCGACCGGCUGUCCGUCAGCACGGACGGCAGCGGCGACGACAGGAGGAUGAUGAUCAUGACCCCGGACAGCCGCUCCGACCUGGACGACUCCCUGCUGCCCUCCAUGACCACUGAGCUGACCGCCAGCGAGCUCCUGCUCAACAAGAUGUUUUACGACGAGGAGCUGGAGAACUCGGAGCGCUUCUACAAAGGCCAGCCCCAGCUGCUGCAGCUGUGCUACGCCCUGUACAACAUGCUGGUGGCCCACUCGGAGAUGGUCUGCUACCUGGUCAUCAUCCUCAACCACAUGAUCUCGGCCUACGCGGCCACCCUGGUGCUGCCCAUCCUCAUCUUCCUCUGGGCCAUGCUGUCCGUGCCGCGGCCCAGCAAGCGCUUCUGGAUGACCGCCAUCGUUUACACAGAGGCCACCAUUAUAAUCAAAUACUUCUUCCAGUUUGGCUUCUUCCCGUUCAACCAACAACUGGCUAUGCAUAAGAACAGGCCCUUCCAUCCUCCAAACAUCAUCGGCACGGAGAAGAAAGAAGGUUACGUGCACUACGACCUGGUCCAGCUUCUUGCCCUGUUCUUCCACCGCUCUAUUCUGAAGUGUCAUGGACUGUGGGACGACGACGGCCCCAGACCGUCUCCAGAGAAGGACACCACCCUUCAUCGGGACGAGUCCGAGGACGAGGAGAAGGCCGUGUCCAUGCACUCGUCGCAGGACAGGAAGGGCUUCGUCCCCUCCAUGAGGUCCAUCAACUUCGGGACGUCCGUCGACUCGGUGCAUGUGCAGAUGCAGGUGCAGGUGCGCACGGCGGAGCAGCGCACCUAUCAGAGGAGGCGGAGGAGCUCCGGCGGAACCUCGCACCUCUCCAGACACUCCUCCCUGCGCUCCAAGAGAGGUAGCACCAGCACACGCAACAGCAGCAAGAAGGAUGGGAGCGAGCCUGAGGUCCACCAGAAAAGCCGCAAGGAGAUGAUUAUCGAGAAGAUCCGGGAACAGCUCAUCAAAGCCAGGGUGUUCACCGUCAAGAGAGCUUUGGAGAUCUACCUCCCCAUUCGCCAGUUCUUCUACAACCUGGUCCACCCUGAUUACAGUGCCGUGACGGACGUCUAUGUGAUGAUGUUCUUGGCCGACACGGUGGACUUCAUCAUCAUUGUCUUCGGCUUCACAGCUUUUGGAAAACACACGGGUGGCGCUGACAUUGCCUCGUCGCUGUCGGAGGAUCAGGUCCCAGGUGCUUUCUUGGUCAUGGUCCUGAUCCAGUUUGGCUCCAUGGUGGUGGACCGGGCCCUCUACCUCAAGAAGACUGUGGUGGGCAAAGUAAUAUUCCAGGUGAUCCUGGUGUUCGGAAUCCACUUCUGGAUGUUCUUCAUCCUUCCUGGAGUAACGGAAAGGCGGUUCGGUGACAAUAGGGUGGCCCAGGUAUGGUACUUUGUGAAGUGCAUUUACUUUGGCCUGUCAGCCUAUCAGAUCCGCUGUGGAUACCCCACACGAGUGCUGGGCAACUUCCUCACCAAGAGCUACAACUAUGUGAACCUCUUCCUCUUCCAAGGAUUCCGGUUGAUUCCGUUCCUGACGGAGCUGCGUGCAGUCAUGGACUGGGUGUGGACAGACACCACCCUCAGCCUGUCCAGUUGGAUCUGUGUGGAGGACAUCUAUGCCCACAUAUUUGUGCUCAAGUGCUGGAGAGAGUCGGAAAAGCGUUACCCUCAGCCGCGGGGCCAGAAGAAGAAGAAGGUGGUGAAGUACGGCAUGGGGGGCAUGAUCGUCAUGCUGCUCAUCUGCAUCGUCUGGUUCCCGCUGCUCUUCAUGUCCCUGGUCAAGUCUGUGGCCGGCGUGGUCAACAAGCCCCUGGACGUGUCCGUCAAGCUCCAGCUGGGAGGAUUUGAGCAUAUAUUCACCAUGAGUGCCCAGCAGAAUCAUCUGAGGAAUAUAUCUGAGGAUGAGUUUAACAAAUUUCUGAAGAUAUAUGGGUCCGAUACAGUCGUUAUGCCGUUUCUAGAGUCCUACACGUUUGACGACCUGACCAUAGCCGAGUUGGAGGGCAGCUCCAACUCCCUGUGGACCAUCAGUCCCCCCAGUAGAAAGACUCUCAUCCAGGUCCUGGGGAUGACUGAAGAUGAGUUUACCAUCACCAUAGACUGGUCUGUGCAAAGGGACAUAACGUUAGGGGCCAAGGCUGAGGUAUCCAGUGGGAAAUUUGUGACCAACCUGGAGGACAAGACCAGGAUAGAGCUGGUCCAGCUGCUGAACGGCACACGGAAGGACUCUGUGAUAAUCCCACAUAUUUUCCCACAAUAUUUAAGAGCUCCAAGUGAUUCAAGUGCCAAACCUAUCGAGCAGUUUUAUAAGGAUGAAAAAUACAUAAACAUCACACUGAAUCUGGGCAGGCCUGAAUCAACAUCAAACAAGGCCAAAUCAGCAAAUGAAACGAAAGUGAUCCAAGAGUGGUGGAUCGUCAACCAGACAAGGGCGGGUGACCUCCCGUCCACCUUCAUGAAGCCGAAUAAAUCAGGACUGGAGCUGUAUGUCUUUAGUGACAAGGUUAGCCCGCCUAGCUUGGGCUUUCUGGCUGGAUAUGGGAUCAUGGGCUUGUAUGCCUCUGUGGUGCUCGUCAUCGGGAAGUUUGUGCGCGAGUUCUUCAGUGGCAUCCACCACACGAUUAUGUUCGAGGAGCUGCCCAACGUGGACCGCAUCCUCAAGCUGUGCACCGACAUCUUCCUGGUGCGUGAGACCGGCGAGCUGGACCUGGAGGAGGAUAUGUACGCCAAGCUCAUCUUCCUCUACCGCUCCCCAGAGACUAUGAUCAAGUGGACCAGGGAGAAGACCCAAUGAGGGUCUGGUAGUGCAACAAGGCUCACUGCAAGGGCCAGUUGUUUUUUUAUAAACAAUGAUAACAGCAAGCACAAAAACAAGCACAAGGUGGAUGAGCAAGUAUGGCAUUGACUUUCUGUCAGUGUAUGAUCGUGGGGUUGAAGUGGGUGUUAGGGUACAGAUUUCUCCUUGGUUUGUGCCACAAAAGAAGUUGAUGUGUUUACAGUGCACAGCAUUACCCCAGCACGGUGGAUCAUCUCUCUUCCAGCUGCUGGGCUUUGAAGGGCUUCCUCCAGGAUUGGAAACAGACUGCAGUCUGCUCCCCAUACCAUAGGUCCAUUGCACUGACCUGAUGUAUGCUUGUUGGACAUGCUUGGACCAUUUUAAGCUGGUGGCGCAUCGGGCCAAUAUGGAUAAAUACAAGACGUACUUUUCCAAAGAAAUGUAUUUAUUCUCCCGUUUCUCCUGAAUCCUGGAAUAUGAACAGAACAUCCUGAGAGGAUGGCUAUGAGGAUAGCCUCCUCUAAGUAAUACGAUAUAAAACACACACAUCUAUACAUAUAUAUAUAUAUAUAAAUAUAUGAUCUUGCCUUAUUUUGUUUGUACGAUUGAAAAACAAAACAAAACUUGACGACGCAUUAAUUAGUUACAAUAUUUCUCAGGAAAAAACACUAUUUACAACAGUCACAUAUCAUUUCCAUAUGAUGCUUUAUGUGAAUGUAAACUGGCUAAAAAUGGCUUUUCAUGUGUCAGCAGUCUCAUGACACAGUGCAGAAAAUGCUGUACCUCUAUAUGCUCACCCUUUGUUUACAGGUACUAGUGUUGUUGGACUGAGAGGCUUUUGUGUUGAUGUAGAAAUCUCUGUGAUGAAUUUAUAAUAAUUACCAAAGUUUAAUUGUAAAAGUUAAAUAUUUGGUAUGGUAAAUAUGAGGGUACCUUUGUUGUGUCUACUUCUGUAAUUAUGAUGUAUUUGGGAUAACUGCAAUCUAUGGACAAUGAGGUGAACACUUAAACAUGCAUGGAGGACCCCGGUAUGGACAUACUUAAGCGCAAAGGGGGCAGCUUGCGUUGAAGCAGCGAAAGAGUGGUAGAAUACGCUGGAAAUUCUACCAGCUGUGACCAGGGAGAACCCAAGUUAAUGGUCACAUUUAAGUAAGCAAAUAUGACAUGAUGAUGUGUUUAUUCCCACUUAUAACCAUCAACUAUUUUAAGAGUUAAGAGUAGAAAAACGAGGAUAGAGAAGGUAAAUAAUUACGUUCCAAACAAAGCAAAUAUGCAUUAGCAAAAGCAUGAUAACAUGGUUUUUGACUUGAGACCUUUUUCAUUACAUGCAAAUACUAUGUAGAGGGGCGUAGCGAUAUGAAAAUGAAUGGAGUAAUGAAGUUGAACCCAUCUUCCUGUAUCAGCUGUAGCAUUGCAUGUGUUGACUCAUUUGCCAUUACAUUUUCUCUCUCAGACCUUCUUUUCUAAUUCUACAAUUCAUCCUUCACUCCUAGAGAUUUUUUGGCCAGCUGCAUGAUGUAACCCUGGAGCAACAUCUACAAAUAAAGA